AACACUCCUGGCUUCGGCUGCAUCGGAGGAGGAGGAGGUGGCUGCUUGCGCUCGCCCUCCCUCCUUCCCUCCAUCCAUCCAUCCCUUCAUCCAUCCCUACAUCCCUCCCCCUUGCCUUUGCCACGCACAGCCCCCCCUGAGCCCCGCAGCACCCCGGGGAACCCAUCAUCCCCAGGGCGCUCAGCAGCUCGCCAUCUACCCUACCGGGGCCUUCAGCCUCUGCUCCUUUCCUCCUCCUCCUCCUCCUCCUCCCGCAACCACCACCCUCCUCCCUCCCUCGCUCCCUCCCCAGGGCCUGGCUGCCAUGGAGGUGCGGGCCGCGGGGAACCGAAUGCUUCGUGCCGCUGCUGCCGCCCCCCCGAGCCGCAGCCCCCCUGCCCCGCAUCCCUCCCAACCCACAAAGCCCUGAGCCGCCCGGCAGCCGCCUCCUUUGUGCUCACCGGAGCGGGUGUGCCCUGCUUCUUGUCCCCCCCCCAACCCCGCUCGCCCUCCUGUUCCCCCCCCCCCCCCCCCGUUCGGCGGUGAGGAAGCGGGAGCGAUGCUGCCCUCGCCCACCGAGCCUGCAGCGGGAGGUCGGCGGCCAGAAGCAGUGCCUGGCACCAGCCGAUGCUGACACCCCUCCCUAGAACUUCUGGACCCCCAAAUUCCACUCCAGGGCUCUCGUUCGGCCAUGCCCCAGCAGAGCUGCAGCCCCACCGCCUGGGGCUCCCCAACCCAUCCCAUGUGCCACCAGCCCAUGCUUCCCGUGCCAUGAGCGGGGGCGGGCGGUUCCCCUGCGCCGGGGCAUAUAGCUGAGGGAUGGCCUCGCUGGACUUGCCCUACCGGUGCCCGCGGUGCGGGGAGCACAAGCGCUUCCGCAGCCUCUCCUCGCUGCGGGCGCACCUGGAGUACAACCACACCUAUGAGACCCUCUACGUCCUCUCCAAGACCAACAGCAUCUGCGAUGCCGCCGUCUUCCCCUUGGCCGCCGACGGGGCGCUGCUGACGCCGGCCGCCCGACGGGACUAUUUUGAGAGCACCUCCUUCCAAGGCAAGGACCAGCGCUUCUCCUGCGACCUGGUCCCCGCCGAGGAGCUGGAGCCGGCCCCCUCCUCCUCCCCCUCUCCCCGUUAUGUCCACGAGAUUGAGAUCCCUCUGACCGAAAUCUUCACCCGGGGCAAAGCCGUGGCACCGGCGCCCACGCCGCCCGCCGCUGUGGAUGCUGCCUACGAGGAAGGCUUGGCCCGCCUGAAGAUCCGUGCCUUUGAGAAGCUGGAAGUGGACAAGCGGCUGGAGAAGCUGACGGAGGAAGUGGAGCAGAAGAUUGCCUCGCAGGUUGGUCGGCUCCAGGUGGAGCUGGACCGCAAGAGCUCAGAGCUGGAGAAGGCCAAGCAGGAGAGCCUGAGGCUCAGCAGAGAGAAGCAGGAGCUGGAGGACCGUGCGUCUGAGCUGUCCCGCCAGGUGGACGUCAGCGUGGAGAUGCUGGCCUCCCUCAAGCAGGACCUGGUGCAGAAGGAGCAGGAGCUCACCCGCAAGCAACAGGAGGUGCUGCAGAUCGACCAGUUCCUGAAGGAGACAGCUGCCCGCGAGGCUAACGCCAAGGUUCGCCUCCAGCACUUCAUUGAGGAGCUGCUGGACCGGGCGGACCGGGCCGAGAAGCAGCUUCAGAUCAUCAGCAGCAGUUGUGGCACCACCCCAAACGGCAGCCUGGGACGAUGUGGCACACCAGGGGCCAAGGCCAUCGGCCGACCGGUACCUGCGCGGGCACAGAGAGACCGGCACCCAGGGCCGGGGCUGGCCAUACAUGGUCCUUACGUCGUGUCCAACCAGCGCUCCUCCUCCAGCACCGGGGCCUCGAGCCGCGCGAAAGCCGUGUCACAGAGCUCAGGCUGCUACGACAGCGACAGCGCAGAGCCGUGCCCCACCGAUGACACCGCCGAUGGACAUCCCUACCAGGCUCGGGACGGUGCCCGCGGCUCGGGGCUGCGCCGCCAAGCCAUCCAAAACUGGCAUCGCCGGCCCUACCGCAACAGCACCGAGGGGGAGGAGGGCGAUGUCUCCGACGUGGGGUCCCGCACCACCGAGUCAGAAGCGGAGGGCUGGGAACUGGAGGCUCCUGGAUCUGCUGCGUCCCGCCCCAGCGGCAGCUGUCGGCUGACGGUGGCAACUGAUGGUAGGUGUCCCGCAGCCAGGACCGAGGCUGCUGGGGGCAAGGUGUGCCGGCUGGAGAGGGGCAGCCCAGGCCACUCCAGCGAGGUGAUCAGCCCCGAGAUCCUCAAGAUGCGGGCAGCUCUCUUCUGCAUCUUCACCUACCUGGACACCAAGACCCUGCUGCGGGCGGCCGAGGUGUGCAAGGACUGGAAGUUCGUGGCCCGGCACCCGGCCGUGUGGACACGGGUGCUGCUGGAGAACGCCAGGGUGUCCUCCAAGUUCCUGGCUAUGCUGUCUCAGUGGUGCACCCAAAUGCACUCCCUCACUCUCCAAAACCUCAAGCCACGCCAGCGAGGGAAGAAGGAGAGCAAGGAGGACUACAUGAAGAGCACACGGGGCUGCCUGGAAGCUGGGCUGGAGUCCCUGCUGAAGGCGACGGGCAGCAACCUGCUCAUCCUGCGCAUCUCGCACUGCCCCAACGUGCUGACGGAUCGCUCCCUCUGGCUGGCCAGCUGCUACUGCCGGGCCCUGCAGGCUGUCACCUACCGGAGCUCUACAGACCCUGUGGGUCAUGAAGUCAUCUGGGCCCUCGGAGCAGGAUGCAGGGACAUCAUCUCCCUUCAGGUUGCACCUCUGCAUCCAUGCCAGCAGCCGACGCGCUUCAGCAACCGCUGCCUCCAGAUGAUCGGGCGCUGCUGGCCACACCUGCGGGCUCUGGGCGUCGGAGGGGCAGGCUGCGGCAUCCAGGGACUGGCCUCCUUAGCCCGGAACUGCAUGCGGCUCCAGGUGCUGGAGCUGGACCACGUGGCAGAGAUCAACCAGGAGGUUGCAGCAGAGGUGUGUCGAGAGGGGCUGAAGGGGCUGGAGAUGCUGGUGCUGACCUCCACGCCAGUCACCCCCAAAGCCCUGCUGCACUUCAACAGUGUGUGCCGGAACCUGAAGUCCAUCGUCGUGCAGGUGGGCAUUGUGGACUACUUUAAGGAGCCCCACAGCCCUGAGGCCAAGAAGAUGUUUGAAGAAAUGGUGAACAAACUCCAGGCCCUGAGGAAGAGACCUGGCUUCUCCAAGAUCUUACACAUCAAGGUGGAAGAAGGCUGUUAGACCUUCAGAGAAGCACAAAGCACAUUCCCUCCUCUGCCCAGCAGAGCCAAAGGCCCCAUGAAACCAAACCCAGCACCCAGCGCUCACCCCUUGCCAGACUCGGAGCUGGGUGGUGCCAGCCCACGCACAAGCCCCCAGACUCUUGCAGGCCUUAGUGACUGGGGGCCACACUCGUCCCUGGGGCCGCUGGUGGGCCAGAAGGUGCUACUUGAGGACAUUUUUUGGCUGCUUAAAGUGGCAGGGCUGUGCUCCUUCCCGGGAGGGAAGAUGGCUUCAGACCCCCUGCAGCUGCUUGUUGCCAAGGAUCCGUGUCUGGGGAAUGUCUUUCUCUUCAAACUCUCUUUCUGUGGGCUUUUCUUGGCCGUUUGAUGGUGUGGGAGAUGAAGAUGGCUCAACCCAUCCCCAUGGGCUCUCUGCAGAGCACUGGGCUUGGUGCUGCUUCAUCCCAGGUGGAACAUCUCCAUCCUACCCAUGAGCUGAUAGGGGUGGGAAGGAGCUGUUCCUCCAGAGUAAAUGGUGCCCAGAAUUCCUGCAGAGUUCUUGCUCCUGUUCACGUCACCCAAACCUGGGGCCAUGCUGUCCAGAAACCAGCAGCCACAACAGCACAAGCCCAGAUGGCAGAGCUGCAUCCAGAGGCUGUAGGAGCCAGAGGACACCAAAAGAGAUGGUUGCUCUUCCAGAGGUUUCCAGCCUCACCUCCUCUCCAACCAAACUUUCCUGCCAAGGCAAUAAAGCAUCUCCAAACUCCUCACCCACCAGGAAGCACGGGUCACACCUUUGUUACCACCAACACCCACCACACACUCAGGCUUCCUCCAUAGCGAGCUGUGCCUUGCAGAGAGAGAAACUGGCAUGGGACAUUCACAUUUGUCAUCUCAUUGCCAUCCCAAGCAGCCUCGAAGAGAAACCCUGGCCAGACUGUCCUGAAGUCCAAAGCUACUGGUGGAAGCACCAACCCAGCUGCUCUGGUAGAUCUCUUACCUGUAGCCAUCACUGGGGUUUUAAUUCUCCUUUAUGCUUCUGGCUGUCUUCUGCCUGCAAUGAUUACAUCACCAAAAAACUCUCCUUUUCCCAAAAGAAAUGGCUUUUGAAAGGCCUCUGGCAUCUGUCUCCACCCUUCAUCCUGAGGAGAAGGUGUCAGGAGGUGCCCAUGCCACAGGGGACACCCAUCGCAGCACUGCCAGCAGCAGGGAUACAUCAGCCUUAACCACAGCCCCCUGCACCUCCAGCCCCGACCAGGUAUGCUUGGACCCAAUGUGCUGAGCUGCAAGGAGCCAGAGGGGAGAGCAGAUUUUGGGUGCUUGUCCUCUUCUUUGGACGAUCACUGGAGAUUUUGGGGCCUGUUGGCCAUCGUGGCUGCAAGGACACAGUCCUUCCUGGGGCACCUCCCCAGCCUCCAGCCCUCCUGUGCUGAUGGGCUGCCAUGGAGCAUUCUGCCAGGAGGGAGAAGGCUGCAGCCCCAACAUGGUACCACCUUCCUCAUCUACAGCACAAGAGCAGACCUCAGCCAGGGGCUCCCAGCAUGCUGACAGCCCAUGGGGGCCUUGAUAGAAAAGAAGAUCAAUUCCAAGUGGCUGAAGCUGGUGGUGGGCUGGGGACAGCUCCUGGGUCUACAACCCCAGAAACCACCUCAGGAGACCAUUUCAUCUACUUCUCCCAUCUACACCAUCUCCUCUAAAACAGGGUAAGUUUCUUUGGCCAUAACCCCCUGCUGAAGCACCUCCCUUCCCCCACUGACCGCAGCUUUCCAGGAGAAGGCCGCUCCCUGUAUGCACAAAAGGCAGGAGCCCAAGAGAACACCUGCAAGAAACUACCAUGUCCCACCAUGGGCAGCACUGGAUGAGCUCCACAGCACCAGGGACAAGCUCCUUGCCAUGCAUUUACCUCCACCCUGGGGAGGCCAGGACAGGGAUAAUCCAGGGGCAAGAGGAGCAACAGAUGCCCCAACCAGCAAAAAAGAAAAACCCACCCAGCAACGUUCCAACCAUGGGAGGGGGCCCAGUGGAGAUGUCACCACUCAAAACAGUGCAGAGACUUGUGAAAUUCCCUUUAAAAUUAAACAAAGUAAGUAUUUAUUUCUAUAAAGAAGGAGGAAAAAAAAAAAAAGAGAGAGAGAGAUUUUAAAGGAAAAUUAUUUACUCAGCAUGUUUAUAGACUCUGUGCUUAAAGACUAUCAUCUUGGAGAGUCCUGUCUGAAGACUGAAGGUGGCUGCUCCAGGUUUGCUGCUAGCCCGUGCCUGGCUGCUCACUCAGCUCCUGCGGGCAGUGGAGAAGGCCAAGGCAGGGUGCUGGAAAGCAGGGGCGGAUGCUGAGGACUCUUGGAGAAGCCUCCUGUGCUUGCCAGUGGAGCCAGUGCCACCCGCAGCCACACCUGAUGGUGUUCCACCAUGGUGGUGUGGAGCACGGGUGGGUGUGGGAAGGUUUUGUGUGUCGUGGCAGGACAAUCUCACCUGAAUUCAAUGAUUUGGUGCAUCAAAGACCAGACCAAACAAGCCACCUCCCUUUGGGGCACUCCCAAAAAGUCCAGCUUGUGGCUUAGCAAAGCCACUUUCUUACCAAAACCUUGAGCAGCUUCAAGGAUUACAAGACCAGAAGUGGGAGAUUUUUUUUCCUGUUUUUCCUGAGCUUGGAUAGGUCCCUUCCUCCUCCUCAUCUGGAGGUGAAGGUGGCUGGCAGAGUGUCACUGGCUUGGUGUUAAUGAGAGCCCUGUGGGCCCCAAGCCCUCCUGGUGGCUCCUAAGUGCCCGAGUUGUUAAUGGUACUGACCUCAUUAACGGCUGUGGACUUUUCCCAUUAGAAUGUCAUGGUGAUGGUUCCCUGCUGCUGUCCCUCUCCAUCCCACAUGGCCCUGCUGCCUCCCUCAAGUACCUCCAGCACCACCCAGAUCCCUACAGGAUGCUGGAGGAGUUGCCACAUCAGUCGUGGGGGUUUCAAUCCUGUUUCCUCUGGCAGUGAUGGAGAGCUCAGAAAUGGCAAAUCCCUCAGGAAUGCCAUGAGAUCCUGCAGGGUGUUGGGGUGAGACAGGGAGAGGACUGCAGCAGUGUGAGCUCAAUCCCAUUCUAGACCCUAGAGAAGCCCCAGCAGGGCUCUGCGAUGACAAUCCCCAGGAGAAGCCAGGGUCUAUCCAUCCAGCCCAGCUGGAGAAGCCUUGGUGCAGGAUCAUGGUGAUGGCAGAUCUGGGUGGACAGUGACCCCAGCUCCUGCCAGACCUGGCUCCCAUGGGACCGUGUUUGGUCUUUUCUGUCUUUUCAUGGGCUGGAUUUUUCUCAUCAUUCAUCACCACAAGCCCUCAGGAGCCAGGGAUGCUCCAGGAACUGGAUGCCUUCUCCUGCCUUCAUCCCUCCACUCCCAGUUUGGUGGACCCUGGGGGGAUAAAGUCAAGAGGAAAAAGGGAAACCUUCCUAGAUGGCUCCAUCCAAGGUUUUUAAACUUCUUCAGCAAGCAAAAGUGGCAAAAAAAACAAUGUCCCAUCUCUUGCCAUGUGUCACAGUCCAAGCUGCCACUCAAGGCACAGCCAGGGCCAGGUCUUGUUUGGAUCCUCCACAAGGCUCCACAUUUGGUUAAAACAGAACACAAAGAAGACACAAAGUGUUGGUAAAGGCUCUUCAAGUGAUUGAACGUUUUCCCUCAGCUCUUAGAGGAGCCCACCCUAGGAGCUGGCACAUUGCUUCUGCCUCUCAUUUUGGGUUGAAAACCUGCGGGUUAGGGUGGAGUGAAAGUGUUUGGGAACUGGUGCCAAAUGACAAAAUGCUUUAAAAAGAAAGAAAGAAGAAAGCAAGCAGGGAACAGAGAGAUUUUAACACGUGGAGAUUGUUUGUUGUGAGCCAAGCACGGCAGGGUGGAAUUGCAGGACCCUCCCCAGCGGUGGGAGGCAAAACAAUCCCCGCGGUGGGCAGAAUGCUCCCUUCUGCCCUGAGGAGAACCUGCUGCACGGCGCUCCCUGGGCCUGCAGGAGUGAGGACAGGAGGGAAACUGACUCCCAAAAAAAACCAAAAACAAACCAGGAAAAAUGGGAUUUUCUGAUCCAGUCGUGGGAUUGAGCCCCGUGGAGGGGGCUGGGGCCGGGGACAAGCAGGUGCAAUGGUGUGAGAUAGCUGUUGGGAAGCGAGAAUCAGAGGAGGGAAGACGAACUUCCCAUCAGCGAGGUCGUUUCCCUGAAGCGCUUCCUUGCGGCAGCGCUGGCUCCAGCCCCAGUGAGCCACCUCCGAGGGACCCUGGACAGCGACCUCCUCCCCCCCCUCCCCGGGAAGGCAGCGACGUUGCCUCCCGAGUUAUUUUUUUAAGCCUCUAAAUUUAGGUCUAUUUUAGUCUCUUGCAGCGAUGUGCCAGUGUCUGGAGAACCAAACCACCCUUGUCCCCUACCCGUCCCACGGUUCCUUGAUGCUAAACCGGCUCCUCGAUGCCGGGUGCUGCCCCGGAGGGGGAGUGGCAGGGAUUGGGGUGUGGCAGAGGCUGCGGGGGUCAGGGUGGUGGUGUGGGCAGCAGGGUCCAACAGCAGGCGGAGCGAGCGGGCGCUGGGCAGCUGCUGCCCGCCCCAGGCCGUGGUUUUAGCACUUUGGUUGGUACUGUCACCUGUAGACGCACUUUGAUGUUGUUGCUUCGACCCUUUGCCGAGUGUAAACAAUGUGUAUUUAAAGAGUAACAACCCCCAAGCCCAGACCCGUGUGUAAAGGAGCUAUUUUAUGAUUCAGUGUUGAAUAAAGACUCUUGAGAUUGA
Molecule: messenger RNA, 7947 nt
Organism: Pogoniulus pusillus (Red-fronted tinkerbird)
Lineage: Eukaryota; Metazoa; Chordata; Aves; Piciformes; Lybiidae
Gene: FBXO41
Product: F-box protein 41
Exons: 13
Coding region: 799-3231 (810 amino acids)
Molecular function (GO): protein binding
Source: RefSeq, a predicted model, not a curated record